Molecule: messenger RNA, 2520 nt
Organism: Pleuronectes platessa (European plaice)
Lineage: Eukaryota; Metazoa; Chordata; Actinopteri; Pleuronectiformes; Pleuronectidae
Gene: slc37a4a
Product: solute carrier family 37 member 4a
Exons: 9
Coding region: 776-2065 (429 amino acids)
Biological process (GO): glucose-6-phosphate transport; phosphate ion transmembrane transport
Cellular component (GO): endoplasmic reticulum membrane
Molecular function (GO): glucose 6-phosphate:phosphate antiporter activity
Source: RefSeq, a predicted model, not a curated record
GUGUCCUCCUCGGCAGUGCCGUCAUCAGGAGUCGCUCCCAUGGCUGUAUUAUUAUUAUCAUAGUACUUAUAAAAAAGCCUUAAAAACAAGGAGACUCACAGAUAAGUCGUUAAAACAUGCGAGACCUAUAAUUUAUUAUAGAGACCUUUUAAUUUAAAGUACAUGGCAGCUCCACCGUGACAACAUGAGGCCGAGUUAUUUGGGGGAAAGUCAGAAAAAGAGCAGACGGCUUUUAGCACACAAAGAAGUGAGGAGGUAGCUGCUCUGCUUUCACUGAACGUGGCUAAUAUAGGAAGCGUCAUACUUCAUAUUUAUCAACAGGAAGAGAGAGGAGCCUCCCCCUGCUCUGCUGCUGCUGUUGGACUCCUCAGUGAAUCAGUAAACUCAUCAGAGUGACUCCUCCUUCCAUGAUAUCCUCUGAGGGACAAACAGGAGCAACACAGGACAAGAACUCCAGGGUCAAGUAGAAGAAGCUUUUUUAUAAUCUGUGCCUGAGACAACACAUCAUAUACACACAGUGUGUGGUUGUGUUACCAGGCCCUGUGUGACCUGCCUGCCUGCAGCACUCAGCUAACAAUCCAGAUUCAAUCAUCUUUGGGGAAGAGAAGUUGACCAUUAACUUCCUUCCUGCUGAUUGCAAACCCUCUUCCACUUGUCCACAUCUGUGCAGUGGAGCCGGAGGCAAAGUUCACUGUCACAAGCAGCCGGACUCGUUCAAACCGAUCGACUUAUAUUUUUACUCAGUUUUUGUCAGGACUGUCUGAAAUCUACAAGCAUGGCUACAGCGAGCUAUGGAUACUACAGACUAACUAUAUUUCUGGCCAUGUUUGUCGGCUACACACUCUACUACUUCAACAGAAAGACUUUCUCCUUUGUGAUGCCGUCUCUGAUGCAAGAGAUUCAGAUGGACAAGGAUGACCUGGGUAUGAUCACCAGCAGUCAGUCGUUGGCCUACGCUAUCAGUAAGUUCAUCAGCGGUGUGCUCUCUGACCAGAUCAGCGCCCGCUGGCUCUUCUCUAUUGGCCUGUUCAUGGUGGGAGGUAUCAACGUUUUCUUCUCCUGGUCGUCCACUGUUGCUGUCUUCUCUGCCCUGUGGUUUCUUAACGGCCUCGGUCAGGGCCUCGGUUGGCCUCCCUGUGGCCGAGUGCUGCGCAAGUGGUUCGAGCCCUCUCAGUUUGGGACGUGGUGGGCCAUUCUCUCCUGCAGCAUGAAUCUGGCUGGCAGCCUAGGACCCAUUAUUGCCACAGUGCUGGCCCAGACGCACAGCUGGAGGGCGAUACUCUCCGUCUCUGGGAUGACUUGUGUGGCCUUCUCCUUCAUCUGCCUGUUGGUCAUCAAGAAUGAGCCCAAGGAUGUGGGGCUUCCCAAUGUCGAGGCGGCAGCCACGAAGAACAGAGGAGGAUCCUCGAGUGAUGAGAGCACCCUUUCUGAGUUCCUGCUGUCUCCGUACCUGUGGCUGCUGUCGGUGUCGUACCUGGUGGUGUUCGGGGUGAAGACGGCCUGCACCGACUGGGGCCAGUUGUUCCUCAUCCAGGACAAGGGCCAGUCUACACUCAUGGGAAGCUCAUACAUGAGUGCCCUGGAAGUCGGAGGUCUGUUUGGAAGUCUCGCCGCAGGUUACCUCUCUGACAAGGCUGUGGCCAAACAAGGCAGGAGAAUCUAUGGCAAUCCUCGCCACUUCAUCCUGAACUGCAUGAUGGCAGGAAUGUUUGUGUCCAUGUACCUGUUCAGAGUCACAGUCGCUGCUGACAGCUCAAAGGUGUGGAUACUCUGCUUGGGUGCUGCUUUCGGUUUCUCCUCCUACGGACCAAUAGCAUUGUUUGGAGUUAUAGCCAAUGAGAGCGCCCCAUCCAACUACUGUGGGACAUCACAUGCCAUUGUCGCCUUGAUGGCCAACAUUGGUGGCUUCCUGUCCGGACUUCCAUUCAGCACAAUCGCCAAGCUCCACGGCUGGGAAAUGGCCUUCUGGGUAGCAGAGAUCGUCUGUGGUGUCACCGCUGUCGGAUUCUUCCUGCUGCGCAACAUCCGGACCAAGAUGGGAAACAUGUCCAAGAAGGCUGACUAAAACACCAUUACAUCUCAACCUCUGCAACCAGAGGAAACUGCCUUAUUUAAGCCAACCGUCUUUAAAUAUUGUUCUUACCUGAUUUUUUUUUUAUACCUCCGUAUUUUUUUCAGCUGUACAACAAAGGUGUAAAUGAAGCUCAUAAAAGUUGAGGAUUUUUUAAGUGUUUUGCAAGUUGCUUAUUGACAUUUACUGUUUACAAUAUGUAAACAGUGGAAUUUACGUGACUACAGAUUAUGAAUGUCAUGUAAUGGAAUGUGGUAGCGACACGACUAUAGAAACGUUUCCUCUCCUGAGGUCACUGUUGCAUUACAAAGCCCAGAGGAAAAAACUGAAACCUAGAUCAGAAACUUGUAUGUUAUACAAAAUAUUAUUUUUUUUAACGUAAUAAUUAAUCAUGAAUGAAUUAAGACACAAUAUUUACACAAAGGCUUAAAUAAAUUCUACUUUUUCAA